AAACCCCCAAUAAAAGAAAAUGGCGGAAGCGGUAUUUGCCUGAGUUGUCAUAUCAAUCAAUAUUUUGAAUCAUUGUUUUUAAUGUUUGUUGACAUAAAUAAAGGGUAAUAAUGUCUUCAACGGAGCCCUCACAGAACAAAACAUGGGAACUUUCCCUUUACGAACUUCACCGAACGCCUCAGGAAGUAAUCACGGACGCAACAGAGAUCGCAGUAUCCCCGCGUAGUUUGCAUAGCGAAUUGAUGUGUCCAAUUUGUUUGGAUAUGCUGAAAAAGACGAUGACCACAAAGGAAUGCCUUCACAGGUUUUGUUCUGAUUGUAUCAUAACCGCUUUGCGGUCUGGCAACAAAGAAUGUCCGACUUGUCGAAAGAAAUUGGUAUCAAAACGUUCUCUUAGACCAGAUCCAAACUUCGAUCUGCUCAUAUCAAAAAUUUAUCCUAGCAGAGAUGAAUAUGAGGCUCACCAGGAGCGUGUGCUAGCUAAAAUAAAUAUGUCUCACUCUCAGGCCUCCUUGGUAAAUUCUAUCACAGAGGGCAUAAAGUUACAGUCACAGAAUAGGCCUCAAAGGUCAAGAAAGAAUCAAGAAGAGAACAGCAACAAUAAUAGCAACGCAUCAAAUUCAAAUGGCAAUGUUGACACUGCUCAGAACGGCAGUACAUCAACGAACAGGGAGGGCUCAGCAUCUACUGGGAACCCGACACCUCCCGGUCAGUCAACAUCAAAUCCCGCAUCUGUACGAAGCACACCUUCCCCAGUGCCUUCCAAUUUGAGUUCUGUGUCAAAAAACACAAGUACAACCAAGCGGGCCAAAUCAGUUUUGACUUCAGAAAGAAGUGAGGAAAGUGAAUCUAGUGAUGGCAGAACUGAAGGUGAGAACUCCAUGGAUACAGAAGGUGAGGGGGAAGUUCUGAAUCCCAAUGAAAUUGAACUGGUGUUCAAACCGCACCCUACAGAGAUGACCGGAGAUAAUCAGCUGAUGCGGGCCCUGAGAGACAGCUCUGUACGAUACUUGAAGACUACUGCUAAUGCAUCUGUGGAUCAUCUGAGCAAAUACCUAGCCAUGCGUCUCACCCUGGACCUAGAUGCUGAAUUGCCGGAAGCUUACCGGCUGCUAAACUUCUGCAUCUACGUGGCCCCGUCACCAGGACAGUUUGUGCCUCUCGCUGGCUCACAGACUUUGAGGCAGAUCAAUGAUAAAUACUGGAAAGUAAACAAACCCCUGGAAAUGUAUUACUCCUGGAAGAAAACCUAGGAGUAACUUGUUAGUUGCAAGUUGCAGCUAAAGUGAUACAGUAUUUAAGAAUAUAUAAUAUAUCAUAAGUUUUAUGUGAGACAUGGACUCUUAUGUGAUAAUGUAUAUCAUAGGUGUAAGUGUAAUUAAUGAAACAAUUAAAUAUAUGUUAUUUGAAUUUUAUGAAUGAAUGCUGGUGUAAAUUUUUAUUAUAUUUUGAAUUUUCUCGAUACAAUACUUUAAAUUUGUAUUAUUUCAUUUCUAAAUAUUAAGUUUUUUAUUGUCAAAAGAUUAAAUGUCAUUGUUCUGAAUGUAAAUAGGGAAAUUCGAUUUAUUUUUUUAUAAGUAUAUAGUAUGAUUUGUAAUAAUAAGUGGAAUUAAUGUUUUAUCAUUGAACAUGCAUACCUUUUACUCUAAUGUAAAAUUUUUAUGAAUUAGAAAUGUACAUUAAUGUGCAAUUAAAUGGAAUUCUAAAUU
This is a messenger RNA of Zerene cesonia (dogface butterfly), 1709 nucleotides long. It is a transcript of the gene Sce, whose product is annotated as E3 ubiquitin-protein ligase RING1. Gene Ontology annotation, molecular function: chromatin binding; ubiquitin protein ligase activity. Gene Ontology annotation, cellular component: PcG protein complex; ubiquitin ligase complex. Bases 111 to 1253 code for a protein of 380 amino acids. The record is from RefSeq and is a predicted model, not a curated record. The transcript has 4 exons. Lineage: Eukaryota; Metazoa; Arthropoda; Insecta; Lepidoptera; Pieridae.